Messenger RNA from Tripterygium wilfordii, 1619 nucleotides. RefSeq names its product protein REVEILLE 6-like. NCBI's taxonomy places the organism in Eukaryota, Viridiplantae, Streptophyta, Magnoliopsida, Celastrales, Celastraceae. The record is from RefSeq and is a predicted model, not a curated record. The transcript is spliced from 8 exons. Gene Ontology annotation, molecular function: DNA binding. Bases 102 to 1109 code for a protein of 335 amino acids.
UUCCCUCUGACUUACGCAAGCAAAACGGGAAAAACUGAAGCAAUCGUAAACACUUACCAAAAUUAUUGAAAAUCAAAAACAGUAACGUCUCGCUAGCGUUUAUGGUGUCCGUCAACCCGAACCCGGUACAGGGUUUCUAUUUCUUCGAUCCAGUGGCCACGGCUCACUCCGGUGUUCAUUCAGUGACGCCUCCGGCGACUGUUACGGCACUUGCUGAGACUACCACAACUGCGGCGUCGUAUUCGGAUGAUGUUAAUAAGAAGGUUCGGAAGCCGUAUACGAUUACUAAGUCUAGAGAGAGCUGGACGGAGCAGGAGCAUGAGAAGUUUCUCGAAGCUCUGCAACUAUUUGACCGUGAUUGGAAGAAGAUUGAGGCAUUUGUCAGCUCAAAAAAUGUUAUUCAGAUCCGUAGCCAUGCACAGAAGUACUUCUUGAAGGUACAGAAGAGUGGGACAAGUGAACAUGUUCCACCCCCUCGGCCAAAGAGGAAAGCAGCUCAUCCGUAUCCACAUAAAGCUCCAAAAAAUGCAGCUAUGGUAGUAUCCCAACAUAGAGGGUCAUAUCAAUCUUCCUCUGCUAUGCUUGAACCCGGUUAUAUGCACAGGCCAGAUUCUUCAAUAGUUAUUGGAGAUCCUGUUAAAAGUGCAGCUUUCUCUUCUUGGAGUUCUAACUCAUCUUCACCAAUGGUCGUCUCUCAAGGGACUAAAGAUGAUGUGGGAUUGGGUGUGUCAACUGUUGCAUACAAAUGUUGUGAUGGAAAUAGUAGAAGCACCCCUAGGACUCACCAAAAUGGUGAAGCUAUUGAUCAUGAAGAUCAUGGGAAGCCCGUGAGAGUUAUGCCAGACUUUGCUCAAGUGUAUAGCUUCAUUGGCAGUGUCUUUGACCCCAAUGCAAGUGGUCAAUUGCAGAGGCUGAAGCAGAUGGAUCCAAUAAAUUUGGAAACAGUGCUGCUGCUGAUGAGAAAUCUGUCCGUCAAUUUGACAAGCUCUGACUUUGAGGAUCACAAAAAGCUGCUGGAAUCAUAUGACGCUGAAGCGGAGGCUAAAACUGGUGGCCCUUUCAACAGCAUCUGCAUUAAUAAUUCAGAGAGAGCCAUUCCAGCUGUCUAAGUGCUGAAGGGUGAAGGAGUUUCACGCUUCCUUUGCUCUCAGUAUGUUUGUGUCUGGUCUUUUGGGUUCCCAUCACUGACUUAGAACAGUUUAUUACGGGAUUAAGGAAACAAUCUGAGACGGGUUGAGAGAGAUGAACUUGGAAUGUCUUUUCUGCAUGUGUUUAUAUACAUGUUAUGUGGUAUGCUCGGUCUUUAGUUUGUAGCUCAGCUUGGCACUAGAAAUUAGUGGUGUGUGUACAUAUAUAUACACGAUAUGAGAGCAGUUUGUCUUUUUAAGUCUGUAUCAGAGGCUAUCUUGUACAGAGGUAUAUGAGUGUGAGUGCUUGCUGUAUAUAGAUGCAAGAGUUCUAUUAUGACUUUGCAUUUGGAAACAGAACGGUUAGGAAUAAGGGUAAUAACCUAUGUAUCAUAGCAGGGUCUGCCCUAUACCAAUGUUGGUAUGAGAAACUUGUAAGAACCCAUUGUGGUGUAAUUAGUGCAUGUUCUGUUUUCGUUUUUUCUCCAUUCA